UAUGAACACGAAAAACAGUGAGGAUGGAACCCAGGGCCCGAUAGAUUCCUCUGGAUAACCAAGAACAAACACAGAUUAACAUAGCAUGGAAUGAGGAUUCUCUUUGCAAAUCGAAGUCAGGGAUACAACUAAAUCUGUUAUUUGGAUGCCUGAAUGCAUCAAGGUUGAUCGGGAAGAAGUUAUUCAGAAACAACCGACAGAUUUGAUGCCUCCAUCCCGCAGGAGAUGUUGCCACCGGCGUUUUUAGAUUCAUCCACUGGUCAGUUUUCGUCAUUUGAGUCUUCUCGUCGAUUUUUGUAAUCAUUACAACAACAUGAACUCUUCGUCAUCGAAUUCGAAUAACGGAUUUUCGAAUUUCAACGAAACGAAUCCGGUUUUGGGGUUUAAUUCGCAGCCGUUGGCGGCUUCCAGGAAGUCUGGCGUGGGCGCUGCGACUAGUUCAGGUUCGAAUCUUUCCCGACCACGGCUUCUGAAAGUGAGAAAGCAAACAUCUACUCAUAAUCACAAGCCUACUAAUCCCCUGGAUAACCGAGUGGCAGGUGUUGAUCGUGGUCUAGGGUUUAACCAGUUUGGGAGUUCAUCUCAAUCGGUUUUGGGAAAUUUGAGUUCUGGAAGUGUUGCUAAGGAGGCGCUUUUAUUUGGUGCAAACAGAGGCAACAAUUCCAGUUCAUAUUCGGGAGUUAAUGUUAAUGCCAUUCUUGAUGAUAUGUCCAGAUUGAAGAUUGAUGCAACUGGUAACAAUGCUUUCGGAAGUGAAAACAACAAGAGUGUUGACACCCCAUCGAUGGUGGACGAACUGCCAAAGGAAAUCAACAAUAAAGAAAAGAAUUCUCAAGGAGAGGAUCCAAUAAAGAAAAGCCAAUUCAUGAAUUCUGUUGGUACAAAUGUGGCUUUAGAAUUAGAAAAUGAGAUGAAAAGGAUGAACCUCAAAGAUCCCAAGGAUAUUUAUUCUGGAAGUGAUAAUUUCAGAAGUUCUGUAUUCGUACAGAACACGAAGACUGGCAAUCAGUGCAAUGAAGAAGAGGCCUAUGCUAAUUUAUUAUCUGAUAGGAUGUGUGAGCUUAAAGUAAGUGGAGAUGGAGAAACAUCUCGUUCUUCGUCUAGAAGAUCUGAAAAAAUGGCUGAGUUUGCUUUUACAAGCAAAUUGGAUGAUAUAGGGGCUCCACAUGUAGAAUUCAAAACACCCGAUAUGAAGAGUAACAUGUUUUCUGGCUUGAAUAGAUUUGAAGCAAAGAAGGAAUCUGUUAAAGACACUAAGUCGAAGAAAAAGAAAGGGAAACCGAAAAAACCCAUUGUUGGUCAAUCAAGGUUUAGAGAAGAUUUUGGGUUUAGUGGAAGAAGCUGGUCUGAAAAUGUAGACAUUUCUGAAGCAUACUCGCCAAUGGAUAUUUCUCCGUAUCAUGAAACACAAGAUGACAAGUGUUAUAGAGAAACUUCUUUGACAUCAGAGGAGGGUUCACAAAUUGAUGACCAAAAUAGUGUGUCAAGUGAAUCACAUAUAAUGAUCUCAAAUGUCACAACCGAUGAAGACCUGCUUGGCAGCAUACAAUGCUUGGACAUUAGUGAUGGUGAUUUGAAACCCUCUUUAGCAAGAGAUGAAGUUUUUGAGUCUCAUAUUAAUGAAGUUUCUGCGACAGAAAGCUUCAAGUCUGCAACUGAAAAUCUGGAAUUCAGUAGUGAUACUUUUGUUACGGCACUAGAUUCUGACGAGAGUUCAACUGCAACCUCUGGGAGGCAAGAAAGUGCUGCCAUGCGGGUGUUUAAUUUUGCUUCGAAAUCAGAUCAUACCAGCAAGGAUAGCUUCACCUUUGCCGCAUCUCCAUCUAGUCCACGUCAAUUUCCAUCAGACACACGUCAGCAUAAAAAGAAACAUCCACUAAAAGUUAUUCAUGAUUCUUACAGUUCCACAUCUGAUGCCAAAAACUCUUAUGUGCCAUCAUCCUCUGCAGAGUUUUUCCCAAUUUCAGGGAAUUCUUCUAUUUUUUCUCCUGGGAAGGGCCAAAAAGUUGAUUCAUCUAUAUCAUCAAGCGAAAAAAAGGAUAACUUAAAACCAGUAAAUGAACAAGAUUUUCAGCAUAAAAUCGUCACAACUUCAUCUUCCAGCAAAAGAGCACUGGAAGCCUGUGAGAAAUGGCGAUUGAGGGGAAACCAAGCUUACAGUAAUGGUGAUCUGGCUAAAGCAGAGGAUUGUUACACACAAGGGUUAAACUCUGUGUCUCAAAGUGAGCAAUCUAGAAGCUGCCUUAGGGCUUUGAUGCUGUGCUAUAGCAAUCGUUCAGCAACCAGGAUUUCUCUUGGAAGGAUGAGAGAAGCAUUAGGAGACUGUCUGAUGGCUGCCACCAUAGAUCCAAACUUUCUCAAGGUUCAAGUUCGAGCUGCACAUUGUUACCUUGCUAUUGGAGAACCUGAAAAUGCAAAACAGCAAUAUAUGAAGUGCUUGCAAUCCGGAACUGACAACAGUGUGGACGGUAAAGUAAUAGCAGAAGCCUCUGAGGGUCUAGAAAAGACACAGAAAGUGUUGGACUGCAUUAAGCAUUAUAGCGAUCUUCCCCAAAGACAAGCUUCUGAAGAGAUAAAAUCUGCAUUAAGUGUCAUCGAUGAAGCCUUGCAGAUAAGCCCUUGCUCGGAGAAAUUGCUUCAAAUAAAAGCGGAAGCUCUUUUCAUGUUGCGGAGGUACAAACAAGCGAUUCAAGUGUGCGAGCAGACUCUUAGUUCUGUUGAAGUAGACACACCCACAAGCUUUUCUUCUACGCUAUGGAGAUCACGCCUGAUCGUUACAUCCUACUUCUAUUUAGGAAUGCUAGACGAAGCUCUUGAAUUUAUCAAAAAACAAGAGAAUUCAGGCCAUAUUACACAAAGGGUAGAAGACAGGAAUCAAGAAUCAGCAAUACCUUUAGCCGAUACAAUACGUGAGCUUUUAUCUCGCAAGGCAGCAGGAAAUGAAGCAUAUAAAUCCGGAAAGCAUACAGAAGCAGUCGAGCAUUACACUGCUGCUUUAUCAAGCAAAGUUGAAUCUCGUCCGUUUGCAGCAAUAUGUUUUUGCAACCGUGCUGCAGCUUACAGAGCUUUGGGUCAAAUCACAGACGCUAUUGCAGAUUGCAGCCUAGCUAUAGCCCUCGAUCCAAACUAUCUAAAGGCAAUUUCUAGACGAGCCAGCUUGUAUGAGAUGAUUAGAGACUAUGGACAGGCAGCAAUAGAUCUACAGAAACUGGUAUCUCUUCUAACAAUGCAGGUGGAGGAAAAAGGUGGAGCAACUGAUAAAAUAAGCCAUAUGAAUGAGCUAAAGCAAACUCAGGCACGGCUUGCUGAUGUUGAAGAAGAAUCCAGAAAGGGAAUUCCGUUAAAUAUGUACCUCAUACUGGGAAUUGAAUCAACUGCUUCUGCAGCAGAUAUCAAAAAGGCAUAUAGGAAAGCUGCACUUAGACAUCAUCCUGAUAAGGCUGCUCAAUCACUCGGUAGAAAUGAUGAUGGAGAUGAUGGGCUAUGGAAGGAAAUAGCUGAAAAUGUCCACAAAGAUGCGGAUAGGCUUUUCAAAAUGAUCGGAGAAGCAUAUGCUGUACUUUCCAACCCUUCAAAGAGGUCACGAUAUGAUCAAGACGAAGAGAUGAGAAAUGAACCCCAUAGAUUUACUAGAAGCAACACAUCAAGAAUGGCUGCAGAAGGCCAAAACUCUGCAUUUGAGCAAAGUACAAACCGGCGUGAAUGGCAGGAUUCUUGGAGACCCAAUGUCAAUACCCAGUCUACAGGCUCCGAAAAGCCCGACUCGUCAUAUAGGUAUUCCAGGUACUAGUAAUGGUUUUCCUGAACAAGUUUGCCAUCAACGCUUUGAAAAGUCCAAACCGUUAAACAAAUUGUAGCUAAACUGCAAGUCAAGCAUGCAAAGCAUAUGGUUUUGGAGAACUAAAGGACUCCAAGGAUAUACAAAGGAAGUUCAAUGAAGAGUUCCCAACUCUUAUCAGUCCUUAAGGUUGAGAUCUAGCAUAUGACUUUUUGUUUUGGUGAGGACAAGCUCUGUGUGUGUGUGUGUGUAUAGUGUUGGUAAAACUGCUAACACCAUAAAGUAUACUGAUAAACAAAAGGACAGUUGACCAAAACUCUUACCGGUCUUGGUUCUUCUUUCCUUUUCGCACACUUUGACACAAGUUGGGCAUGGAAACAAUUGCUCAACCCUUUGGACCAGAGGACAAGUAUGCAUACAUGUCAACCCUCAUAUCUUACUUUUGAGUGAGAUAUACCUAUGUGCAAUAGACUACCUCGAGCCUUCCUUUGAUUAUACUGUGUGAUGUGUAUAUAGGCAUUGUGUUGUGAGUUUAUAUAGAAUCCCAUCAAAAGAGUGAAUUUUUUCUAUGUUUUUGAAUGGCAUGUGUUCAAUGAAUGAAUAAUUUUCUUGUGGUGA
This is a messenger RNA of Cynara cardunculus var. scolymus (artichoke), 4396 nucleotides long. RefSeq lists its product as uncharacterized. The transcript has 11 exons. Bases 314 to 3790 code for a protein of 1158 amino acids. NCBI's taxonomy places the organism in Eukaryota, Viridiplantae, Streptophyta, Magnoliopsida, Asterales, Asteraceae. Gene Ontology annotation, molecular function: protein binding. The record is from RefSeq and is a predicted model, not a curated record.